Durusdinium trenchii is the source of this 1830-nucleotide messenger RNA. NCBI's taxonomy places the organism in Eukaryota, Dinophyceae, Suessiales, Symbiodiniaceae. The record is from the annotation of a GenBank genome assembly.
AUGGGUGUGAGUUGCGUGGGCUGUAGAGAUGCCCAGACAGAUCAAGUUGGUCGCGCAAUUGAACUGUUCCUGACCAACGACUGCAAGCACUACACAAUUUGCAUAGGUCCUGUCUCUUGUUGGCUAAGGAAGGCAGCGCUGGCAUCUGAUGAGCAGCCAAGCUUUUCGUGCACGAAGCGCUUCAGCGCUUCGAAGCUGCGAGCUGCAAGGCGAUGGUCGGUCUGUCCGCGGCGCAACGAGUCGGGUCGGUUCUCCGCGGCGAAGCGCCGCGCGGUGAAAUGGUAUCUCGUCUUGGACCACGAUUCAAUAAGUUGGCGGAUUGCUUGCAGAUUGAUCCUGCUUCUGGUGGCUGGUGCGGCCGGGCUAGGGGCCUUCUACAAGAUGAUUUUGAAGGAUGUGGAGUUCUCCAAGUUGUCGUCCUUGCAGCUGUCCCUGCCAUGGAGUAGUGCCUUCAAUUUGACCACUGUAGCUGAGAAGCCUGAAGGUAGCAGCUGGAGCUGGACCAGUGUAGCUGACAAACUUCAAGGUAGCGGUAGCGCCUCUAAUGGGAGUACUCCAGAAGAACUUCGAGGUGCCGAGUCGGCCGACAGCUUCCAGAACCGAUCCAUGGUGGGCGAAGUCCCAACGGAGGAGAUCCUUGAAGGUCCAGGCAUUCUGGUGGCUUCCGGCGUCCCUGCGAAGAGUCCCUUCAAAGCCUCGGAUGACAUGCCUCACUGGAAGGAGGUGGUACCCGUCUUUGUGGAGCCCAUCUUGAUGAACCGGAGCAACUUCCGGAUGGUCGAGCUUCAGAAAGGGGGCUGGACGGUCGAGGACCCCAUGCAGGCGGUCUUCUACUUGGUGUGCUGCGGCCCGGUAGAACGCUUGCUGGCGUUGCCCACGCGACCGCCCGAGCGUCCCUACUUCUGCUAUGACUGCGACGCCAUUUUGCACCUGGAGUCCUGCAGCUCCACCAUGGGCUGCCUGAAGAAUCUCAGCGUUUUGCUGGCCCGUCGCGACUUUCUCUUCUCCAGCUCCGAUCUGCGGUGGUGGCAUCUGAAGAAUGACUCAGCGCUUUUGAUGCCAGGAGUCACUCAUGCGCAUCCCAUUCCGCCACCCGAGAGAUUGGUGAAGGCGAAGAAGGACAUGAAGCGGACCGACCCCCCGAAGUAUUUUCUGACCUUUCAAGGAACGCGGAACAAUGGCCUGCAAGGCUCCUGCUAUGUACGUCACAACCUGGAGGCGGCCUUCAACAGUUCUUUCAAGCCUCCAACUCUUCUUCGCACUGCGAAUGGACGAACGAAGCCUUUACCAACGAACUUUCAGCCGCCCCCUGACGUCUUUGUGUCCAUCGCCGGCGAGCAUGACGCCAUGAAGGAACGACGUGAUUAUCAUUCGCUCUUCAACUCGGCCUAUUCGCUGAUCCUGCACGGCCAUGGUCGCUGGAGCUAUCGGCUCAUGGAGGCGUUGAAUGGUGGCGCCAUCCCCGUCAUCAUGGCAGAUGGCUGGAGACUACCCUUCGACGAGCUCGUCGACUGGGAGCAGAUCUCAGUCCAAAGACCGGAAUCGAUGAGCGAAACUCCCGAGGAACUCAUUGAGAGUCUGACCCGAAAUGCUACGAGCAUCAAGGCGACGAAGCAACGCAUUGAUCUGGUCUACCAGAAGCUGAUGAUUAGCCAAGAGAUUCGCCUCCUCUCCCUGCUUCGUUCAGCUGCUGUUUGGAAGCAAAACUGGCAGGAGAAUGAGCAACAAACCUUGCGCAUGCUGGUCGAUUCGACCAAUGCAUUGCAGCGCACGAAGUCGCAGUCAGCGGAAAAGACGCCAAACUCUUCACUCGUGGCAGACGGGUAUUGA